Chaetomium fimeti is the source of this 912-nucleotide messenger RNA. RefSeq lists its product as uncharacterized. The record is from RefSeq and is a predicted model, not a curated record. NCBI's taxonomy places the organism in Eukaryota, Fungi, Ascomycota, Sordariomycetes, Sordariales, Chaetomiaceae. The coding region runs from base 1 to 912 and encodes 303 amino acids. The transcript has a single exon.
AUGGCCGCCGUUGUUCAAUGGGCCCGUGCUCACAGCAAGCACAUCUCCAUCUUCGUGGCCAAGCAUGACACCGAGUCGGGGAAGCGAUUGAGCGCGGAAGAGCUGUGCCGCGUGCUUCGCUACGGAGACGACUCGCAGCUUCCAACCCCAGGCCUAUUCUUCUACACGCAAGGGAUGCCAGUCGUGGUGACGCGGAACCAGUUCGUCGGGCUGAAGGUGGUCAACGGGGCGCCUUUCCGGGCGGUAGACAUCUUCCCCGAUCUCGCCGCUGGCACCAUCGCCCUCGCCAGCGACGUGACUCUCCAUCUCGGACCCCCGGUGGCCGUCCUCCUGGAGUCGGAUGAUAGCGCGGGCCUCGCCAUUCCCGGGCUCCCCAACGGCACCAUCUUGAUCAAGAGGAAGACGGUCGCCAUUCCGAGCCAAAUGCGGGGUAAGGACAACAGAUCGAGGGGCAAGCCGGGUUUUCGGUGGGUCACCCACAGAACAGGGCCUCUCUGUACGCCGGCCUUCGCCAUGACGGAUCAGAAGAGCCAGGGAAAGCAGUUCUCGGACGUGCUCGUCAACCUCAAAGGCGUCCACUCGAGCGGUACGGCGACUCGACCGAGCUUCAUGAGCUUGUACGUGCAGCUGUCGAGAGCGCAGAGCUGGGACGGGCUGCAUCUGUUUCGGAAACCGGCGCGCAGUGACUUCAUCGAGCCGAAGAACGUGCUCGACAAAGACAUGAGGGACGCCAUCCUCAAGCUGGAACGACGGGGCGAGGAGACCAGACGGCGCUUCGAAACAGACCAUAGGCACGAGUCGUGGUUUCCGGAAUGGGAGGCCAUGCCUGGAUCUAGGCAGGGUACUGAAACCGAUGACGUAGAGGACGCGGCGCUCUGGCGAGACCCUGGGAUUUCCGAGCUCGGAUCGUAG